Molecule: messenger RNA, 4968 nt
Organism: Micromonas pusilla CCMP1545
Lineage: Eukaryota; Viridiplantae; Chlorophyta; Mamiellophyceae; Mamiellales; Mamiellaceae
Exons: 3
Coding region: 1-4968 (1655 amino acids)
Cellular component (GO): plasma membrane
Molecular function (GO): nucleic acid binding; calcium-activated cation channel activity
Source: RefSeq, a predicted model, not a curated record
AUGCGCUGCGUAGCGAACGUUUUUCACCCACCCCCGGUUUCAACAUCUGAUCGCUUCCCCUUUCAACUGACCGAUGAUUUAUUUGUCGUUUACUUCCUCGGUCGAGCCGCGGGGUCGAAAGUCGUCAGUCACCGCCGCGCGCCCGUCAUCGAGGACGCGGUCGACGCUCGCGCGGAGGACAACGACGACGACGACGACGACGACGACGACGACGACGACGACGACGACGACGACGACGACGACGCGGCGUCCAUCGUCGCGCGCGGGGAGCUUCCGGAAGAGGACGAUGACGCGCGCGUGAUUGCGAAGAAGGGCGAGGUCGUUGGUCCGCCGUCGCGCGCGGCGUCCAUCAUGUCGGAUGCGGAGCCCGCCGCGGACGCCGGGGACGCGCCGAAGGAGCGGCGACGACGGAAGCGCACCGCGGCAGAGAAUUCUCCCCGACGUGCGACCAACGCCGCCGACCGCCGCCCGCGGCGAGCGCCCCCCUCCUCCUCGUCGUCGCCCGCCGCGGACGCCGCGCCCGAGGCGUCGUCGCCCGAGGGCGGAGGCGACGCGACGACGAGUCCGAGCGCGCUCCACGCGAGCGGCAGCCGGCGGCGACGGAAGCGCACCGCGGAGGAGAAACUCGCGCGGCGCUCGAGGAAAGAGGCGGAGGCCGCGGCGGAGGCCGCGGCGGACGCGGCCGCGGCCGAGGGCGCGGACGCCGCGCCCGAGCCGCGCGCCGAUCGCGUCGCCUCGAGCGUUUCGCGCGGCGCCGAGGACAACGGUCGCCUCUCGGACUACGCGUUCGCGGACGAAUUCUCAGAUGCCGCGUCGCCGUCGCCGAAAGCGGCGGCGGCGGCGGCCUCGCGCGAGGGGGGCGGGUCUUUCCGCGACGCGCGCGACGGCGGCGAGCCCGGCGAGCCCGGCGACGCGAGCGACGACGGCGCGAGCGACGACGGCGCCGAGCUGGACGCGACCCGUCGGAGGGGCUCGGUCGAUGGCGCGGACGCGGCGGCGGCGGCGGACGGCGACGACGACGACGCGCCGGCGGCGCCGCCGGCGGCGCCGCGGUUCCCGUGGGACGAAGAGAUCGCGGAGGCGGUCAACGACGUCCUCCGCCGCGACGGCGCGGAGAGCAUCUCGCUGAAGGCGAUCCGCGAGGAAGUCACGGAGCGACUCGGCGGGUUCGACCUGACGGAGAAAAAGCCGACGAUCAAAGCGGCGGUGGACGCCUUCUUACAGUACGUCGAGCUCUUCGGACACCCGCCCAAGGCGAAGGACGCGCGCGCGAUCGAAGAGAAGAAGCACGCGAAGAGAGAGGCGGCGGCGGCGGCGAAGUUGACGAGGGACGCGCCCAAGAGCGUGAAGUUCGUGGACCUGGAGUACGGCGGCGUCGAGAUCGGGAAGGACGUGGACGUGUACCGCGCGCCGUCGGUCGAGCUCGCGGAGAAACACGCGCGGAGCGUCAACGUGUACAAGAUCAGGUCGGGCGUGAACGUGUACUUCGAGGACGACGCGCUCGAGGACUUCGACGGGGACGAAAUCCUGGGGUACAUCUACGACCAACUCCAAGCCCGCGGGAUCAUCGUGAACCGAGUCAUCAAGGCGUCGAGGUCCAGGGCGAUGAUCGAGGACGUGCCGUUCUCGCAGAUCGCGGACCUCGAAGCGAGCGGCGUGACCGUCGCCGGAGUGAAGGUGCGCUGCGUGGCAGACGCCGUUCCCGAGGUGGAGGACGGGACGUCCGCGGAGGAUCUCGCGGACAUGGUGUUCCCGUACGAGGUCGGCAAGACGGGCCCCGUGGAGCUCGGCGACAUGGGCGUCGGGAUCGGUCUGUACUUUUCGUGUUUGCUCUGGGGAUUUCGAAUCUUCGCGCUCAUCGCCGCGCUGUCGUCGUUCACGAUCGUCGUGUACCUCAAGUCCGGGUUCAACUCGGAGUCGAUGAGCGCGGGCGGCGUGAGCGGGUACGCCGUGCCGACGCUCGGGGCGGUGCAGUGGCUGCACGAGCAGUCCAUCGGGAUAUUUUCGUCCGCCGCGUCGAGCACGGACGACACCGUCAUGCUCGCGCUGACGUGCGCCGAGUGCGCUCUCGCGUGCUACUUCGUCUUCAGGACCGCGCUGAGCAUCGACGUGUCGAACAUCACGCUGCAAGACUACUCGAUCAAAGUCGACGGCCUCCCCCGCGACGACCCGGACGUCACGCCGACCAAACUCGGCGUGCACUUCUCGCAGUUCGGCCGCGUGCAUCAGGUGGUCUUGGGCAUGGACGUCGGAUCGAUCAUAGGCAUCGACCGCGCGCGCGCCAAGUUAGUCAGAAGGGUGGAGACGCUCAACGCGAAGCUCGCGAGGGACGCGGCGGAGACGAAGCGCCGGUUCGAGGAAUUUCGCGCGAUGGAAAAAGAACGGUUCGAUCGGGAAAAGGCGAAGAAGUACAGACCCGGCGUGCUCGUUCGCCUGUGGCGGUGGCACAAACGCCGCGUCGCGCACGGGACCGUGGGUGCGGUGAAGAAUAUGAAGAGAAACGUCGCGAGGCUCGAGUCGAAGAUUGCGAAAUACGCGAAGCGCGUGGCGGAAAAAAAGAAAUCUAUAACGCAUCACACGGUGGCGUUCGUGACGUUCGAAACCGAGGAGUCGAUGCAAAAGGCGGUUCGGAAGUACCGCCCCGGGAACCCGCUCGCGUGGCUCUUCCGCGCGGAGAAGUACCGGUACAAAGACCACAGACUGGUCGUCAGACGCGGCCCGGAGCCGUCCACGGUGCUGUGGGAAAAUUUACAAAUCGUCGGCGGGAGAGCGUUCCGGAAACGCUUCACCGCGUGGGUCGGCGUCGUAUUCGUGCUCAUAUGCACCGGCUCUCUCGUCGUCAUCUCGCAAUCGAGAGAGAAUAAGGUCCCGUCGUCCAUCGAUUGCGACAAGGCGGAAUCCCAGGGGUUGCUCAUGUGCGACACGAUGUUCCCCGCCGCGGCGGCGAGCGGCGAGGCCUCCAAGGCGAUCAUCCGCCGGCAGAUCGGAUACCUCGAGCAAGUCACCCCGAAGCAGUGCAUCGCGGACGGGUACAUCAAAGACGGGACGUGGGUCGGCGCGACGAGCGUGUACUCGCCGUACCCCGACUCCGCGGAGUGGGACGCGACCACGUUGAAGGACGAGUGCGCGGCGCUCGCGUGCAUGGACUGCUUCUGCAAAGAACGCGUGUCGGAGUCACUGUGGAUUUUUUUAGGAAUCAAAUCGGACGACGACGGGUGGUACGAACUCUGCGAGGACUACCUCGCCGCGCGCGGAUACGAGCAGCUCACCGCGGCGGUGACGUCGAUCACGAACAUCCUCCUCACGAAGUCGAUGGGCACGUUCUCGGAGUACGAGUCGUAUCACACGGACAGCGAUCUUCAAAACGCGAUCGCGUACAAGCUGUUCCUCUCGCUCGUCGUCAACUCGGCGCUCAUACCCAUCAUCGUGUACGCGUCCGUGACGGAGCUCGCGUACGUUCCGUAUCUGUUACAGGGCGAGUACACGGACACGACAUUCUCGUGGUACGACAACGUGGGCGCGCUGAUCAGCAGCACGAUGGUCACGAACGCGAUCGCGUACCCCUUGGAACAAAUCAUCCUCGGGAAGUUUUGGCUGUGGCGGCGGCGGCGGCGACAAAAACACGCGGCGACGCAGGACGACUUGAACGACCUGCACGAGAACUUGGAGUUCCCGUUCGCGGAGAAGUACGCGCAGGCGACGUCGAUGAUGUUCAUCGCGAUGAUGUUCAGCAGCAGCAUGCCGAUGCUCGUGCCCGUGUUGUCCGUGUAUUUUCUCCUCGCGUUUUACGAGGCGCGGUACAACUUGUUGCGGCUGUGUAAGGCGCGUUCUCCUCACACUGGUCCCCAUACGACCGCGUUCGCGCGGUGCACGCCGAUCCUCGAGGACUUUCGGAAACCGCCGAGGUACAACGAGGCGAUGGCGGACACGUUCGCCGCGACCGCGCCGUGGGCGUCCAUCGCGAAGCUCUUCUUCGCCGGGUGGAUGCUCUCGAACGCGCAGGUGCCGCAGCUCGAUUACUCGCUCAAGGAGAAGGACGAGAUCUUGUCGCCGAUCAGCUCCUCCACCGGGUCGACGUUUGACUUCAACACGCGUCUGAAUUCGUACAACGCGACGGCGUGCCUGACGACGAUGGCGCUCAUCCUGCUCGGGUACGUGUGCGUCUGGAACUACGUCGCGAUCAGGAAGUUCAUCCUGAGACUGUUUCCGAAGGCGGAGUCCCUCUUCGAGGAGGUGGAGGUGUCGAUGACGCCGGACCUGAGCAUCGCGUUGUCGGACGGCAUCUUGAAAGGGCUUCCGUCGUACGAAGUGAAAGAUAACGACGUGUACUUUCCGAUCGUCGGCGACCACGCGUGCAAGAGCGCGGGGGGAAUCGACCAGCCCAUCCCGAAAGGGUGGGAGGGCCAGGUCGACGUGGACGACGACAAGAAAAAGGUGAAAGUGCGCGAAGACGCGCUCGCGGUGCGCAUCGUGCAAGAGGAAGCCGGCGCGUUCGGCGAGGGUGUUCAAAAGGCGCUCCGAAAGAACAAAGGGAAGAGCAAAGAGAAGAAGGACUCCUCCGGUAAAGAUAGCAAGGGUUCUUCCAAAUCCGGGAAGGGCACCGGGUACGGAGACUUAAAAGACGAGCCCGGGUCGAUGUUCGACGACGGCGGGAGAGGACGGCGAGGCCGACUGUCGCGGCGGCGGUCCACGGUGGCGCCGUUGGAUUGGGGCGCGGAUCGGUACGCGAGCGAGGAGGCGGACCGCGCCGCUGCGCGUCGCGCGGCGCGGCAACAGGAGGCGGCGUACGCCGCGGCGAGCGGCCCACCGCCCGGGGACGCCGCGCGCGCGCUGUUCGACCGCCCGGGCCGGAGAGGGGGGGACCGACGCGACGGCGGCGGCGGCGCGCUCGACGAGGAUCGCGAGGAGCGACGGCGGCGGCGGAAAGAGGAACGGCGCGCCGAGCGCCGCGCCCGCCGCGGGGAGUGA